AUGAAUCCUUUUGGUUGAAAUUGAAAAAACAAAAAGAAAGGGUAAUGCAUAAACUCCAUUGUGAUGGGAAGAAAAUGAAAAAGAAAGAGAAGAAGAGUAUGCAGAGAUAAGAUCUGCGAGAGAUUUAAAUCACAAUGUCAUCAUCACAAAGCCUAGGAGGUUCAUCUCGCUGCGGCAAAGUUCUGGGUCCUUCACUCGACAAAAUCGUCAAAAAUGCAGCUUGGCGCAAGCAUUCUCACCUCGUUUCUGCUUGUAAAUCCGCUCUCGACAAGCUCCACUCUCUCUCCGACGACUCCGAUCCCCAAAGUUCUCUUGUCGGAACCUCCUCUUCCGACUCCGAGUUCCUCCUCAGCCCCCUAAUUCUCGCCCUAGAUUCCUCCUACUCUAAAGUCGUUGAGCCUGCCCUCGAAUGCGCUUUCAAGCUCUUCUCAUUGGGCCUUGUUCGUGGCGAAAUCGAUUCCAAUCAUACUAUCCUUUUCAAGAUCAUCGACGGUGUUUGCAAGGUGUGUGGGAUUGGCGACGAAUCUGUUGAGCUCGGCGUGCUUAGGGUUUUGCUUUCUGCGGUUAGAUCUCCUUGUGUUUUGAUCCGCGGGGAGUGUCUGGUGAGCCUUGUUAGGACUUGUUAUAAUGUGUAUCUUGGUGGAUUUAAUGGUACUAAUCAGAUCUGUGCUAAAUCUGUACUUGCUCAAAUUGUGCUUAUUGUUUUUACCCGUGUCGAGGACGAUUCUUUGGACAUUCAUGAUUUCAAAGUUGUUAAUGUUAAUGAAUUGUUGGAGUUCACUGAUAAAAGCUUGAAUGAAGGCAGUUCUAUUCAUUUUUGUCAGAAUUUCAUUCAUGAGGUCAUGGCUGCCGCCUCUUCUGAGGGUCAAUUUGUAUUGCAAAUUCCUUCAUCUCCCAAAGUUCACAAUGGUAAUAGCAGUAGUCAUGAUAAUGAUGUUAAUUUGACUAACGGGAAUGAAACUGAGAUUAAAGGUGAUUUGGGUAAUGGAGAAGCAAAUGCUGUUGCUUGGGGGAGUAAGAUUAGGGAGGAUGGUUUCCUUCUUUUUAGAAAUCUCUGCAAAUUGUCUAUGAAAUACUCUUCUCAGGAAAACCCUGAUGACCAUAUCCUUUUGAGAGGUAAAAUAUUGUCCCUGGAGUUGCUUAAGGUCAUCAUGGACAAUGGGGGUCCCAUUUGGUGCAACAAUGAAAGGUUUCUCAAUGCUGUUAAGCAAUACCUUUGCUUGUCCUUAUUAAAGAACAGUGCUUUGUCGGUUAUGGCUAUUUUUCAGCUCCAGUGUUCUAUCUUUAUGAUCUUGCUAUCCAAAUUCAGAUCAGGAUUAAAGGCAGAAAUCGGCAUAUUCUUUCCCAUGCUCAUCCUUAGGGUGCUUGAGAAUGUUAACCAGCCUAGCUUCUUACAAAAGAUGAUUGUUCUGAAUUUUUUGGAAAAGAUUGCUCAGGAUUCACAGAUUAUAAUUGAUGUUUUUGUGAAUUAUGACUGUGACUUAGAUGCUCCCAACAUAUACGAGAGGGUUGUAAAUGGUCUUCUUAAAACUGCUCUUGGACCCCCUGCUGGUUCAAACACAACUUUGUCUGCAGCCCAAGAUAUCACGUUUCGGCAUGAAUCUGUGAAGUGUUUGGUUGGUAUCAUUAAAUCGAUGGGUUCUUGGAUGGAUCAACAGUUGCGAGUAGAGGAAGGAGAGUCCUAUGUGCCUAAGAUCUCUGAGAUAGAUGCUUCAACAGAUAAUCAUGUAAAUCCAAUUGGAGAAGAUGCUAGUAGUCCUGACGAUGAUUUACAUUCAGAAGCGAGCGCUGAAAUGUCAGAUGCUGCUAGCCUUGAACAGCGCCGGGCUUAUAAAAUUGAACUCCAGAAAGGUAUUGCUCUAUUUAAUAGGAAACCUGCCAAGGGCGUCGAGUUUUUGUUAAGCAGCAAAAAAAUUGGUGGUUCUCCAGAAGAAGUUGCCGCCUUCCUGAAAAACACCAUCGGCUUAAAUGAAACUAUGAUUGGUGACUAUUUGGGUGAAAGAGAUGAGUUUUGUUUGAGAGUUAUGCAUUCUUAUGUGGAUUCUUUCAAUUUUAAAGCAAUGGACUUUGGAGAAGCAAUAAGGUUUUUCUUACGGGGCUUCAAGUUACCUGGAGAAGCACAAAAGAUUGACCGCAUUAUGGAAAAGUUUGCAGAACGCUACUGUAAAUGCAAUCCAAAUUCAUUUACUAGCGCAGAUACAGCUUAUGUCUUAGCUUAUUCCGUAAUAAUGCUCAACACAGACGCCCAUAACAAUAUGGUUAAAGAUAAGAUGUCUAAGGCUGAUUUCAGACGAAACAAUCGUGGAAUAGAUGACGGGAAGGAUUUGUCUGAAGAGUAUCUGGGUUCCCUCUAUGAUAAUAUUGUGAAAAAUGAAAUUAAAAUGAACGCUGAUUCGUCUGUUCCCCGAAGCAAGCAAGCAAACAGCUUAAACAAACUAUUAGGUUUGGAUGGUAUACUGAACUUAGUCACGGGGAAGCAGAUUGAAGAAAAGCCAUUAGGUGCAAAUGGACUCCUCAUAAGGCGCAUCCAAGAAGAGUUUAAGGCAAAGUCAGGGAAAUCAGAAUCUGUGUAUCAUGUUGUCACUGAUGCAACAAUUUUGAGGUUCAUGAUCGAGGUCUGCUGGGGUCCUAUGCUGGCUGCAUUUAGCAUGACCCUUGAUCAGAGUGAUGACAAACUCGCUACUUCUCAGUGCUUACAGGGCUUUCGAUAUGCAGUGCAUGUUACUGCAGCAAUGGGAAUGCAGACCCAGAGAGAUGCUUUUGUAACAUCUAUAGCAAAGUUUACUUAUCUUCAUAAUGCUGCAGAUAUGAAGCAAAAAAAUGUUGAUGCUGUGAAGGCAAUAAUAUCAAUUGCAAUUGAAGAUGGUAAUAAUCUUCAGGAAGCUUGGGAGCAUAUAUUAACCUGUCUCUCCCGAAUUGAGCAUCUGCAGCUGCUGGGAGAGGGUGCACCACCUGAUGCAUCUUUUUUGACUUCAUCUAAUGUUGAAGCAGAUGAGAAAACACUGAAGGCCACAGGUUAUCCAUCUCUAAAGAAAAAAGGAACUCUCCAAAAUCCAGCCGUAAUGGCUGUUGUCAGAGGGGGUUCAUACGACAGUGCCACAGUUGGGGUGAAUUUGCCAGGACCUGUGACCCCAGAGCAGAUCAACAACUUCAUUGCCAAUUUGAAUUUGCUUGAUCAGAUAGGGAAUUUUGAGUUGAACCAUGUUUUUGCUAAUAGCCAGAGAUUGAACAGUGAAGCAAUAGUAGCUUUCGUGAAAUCUCUUUGUAAAGUUGCAAUGUCAGAGUUGCAGUCCCCAACAGACCCUCGAGUGUUUAGCCUCACAAAAAUUGUUGAAAUUGCACAUUACAAUAUGAACCGCAUUAGAUUGGUCUGGUCCCGUAUAUGGAAUGUUCUUUCAGAUUUUUUCGUGUCAGUUGGAUUGUCAGAAAAUCUCUCAGUUGCAAUUUUUGUUAUGGACUCGUUGCGGCAACUUGCUAUGAAAUUUUUAGAGCGUGAAGAGCUGGCAAAUUACAACUUUCAGAAUGAAUUUUUGAGACCAUUUGCGAUUGUCAUGCAAAAGAGCAGUUCUGCAGAAAUUAGGGAAUUAAUUGUUCGCUGCCUUUCACAGAUGGUCCUCAGCCGUGUCAACAAUGUGAAAUCUGGCUGGAAAAGCGUGUUUCUGGUAUUUACAGCUGCUGCAGCUGAUGAGCGUAAAAAUAUAGUCUUGUUGGCAUUUGAGACCAUGGAGAAAAUAGUGCGAGAGUACUUUCCUUAUAUAACCGAGACAGAGACGACAACUUUCACAGACUGUGUUAAGUGCCUAACAACCUUCACAAAUAGCAGAUUUAACAGUGAUGUAAGCCUCAAUGCCAUAGCAUUUCUCCGUUUUUGCGCUGUAAAACUUGCAGAUGGAGGUCUUGUCUGGAUUGAGAAGAGCAAGGUAGUUGAUUCAACCAUUCCACUUGUAAAUGAGAAUGCUUCAGAUGCACAAUCCUUAAGCGACAAAGAUGAUCAUGCAUCCUAUUGGAUUCCAUUACUCACAGGGUUAUCACAAUUAACAUCUGAUCCCAGAUCAGCCAUUCGAAAAAGUGCUCUGGAAGUGCUAUUUAACAUUCUCAAUGAUCAUGGCCACCUUUUCUCGCAAUCAUUCUGGAAUGACAUUUUCAAUUCUGUUGUAUUGCCAAUAUUCAGUUGUGUAUAUGACAAGAAAGAUAUUCUUAUUAAAGAUGGUCAGCGUUCAUCAACGUCUGCCUCUCCACAUGUGGAAGGAAGUGGAUGGGAUUCUGAAACAUCUGCAAUAGCAACCCAGUGUUUGGUAGAUUUAUUUGUGAAUUUUUUUGAUAUAGUAAGAUCCCAACUAUGUAGUGUAGUAUCUAUACUGACGGGAUUCAUUAGGAGUCCCAUUCAGGGUCCUACUAGUACUGGGGUUGCAGCUUUACUGCGUUUAUCAGGUGAAUUGGAUAGUAGACUUUCUGAGGAUGAAUGGAAAGAAAUCUUUUUAUCCCUGAAGGAAGCUGCUGCAUCAACGUUGCCAGGUUUUAUGAAGGUCCUUAGAAGCAUGGAUGAUACUGUUUUGCCUGACAGCUCGGAAACAUAUGCAGAUGCGGAUGUCAUUUCUGAUCAUGGUUUCACCAAUGAUGAUCUUGAGGAUGACAAUCUCCAAACUGCAGCUUAUGUGGUUUCAAGAGUAAAGAGUCACAUUUCUGUCCUGCUCCUUAUUGUACAGGUUGCAACAGAUUUAUGUAAAGCAAACCUACAAUUCCUGUCAGCAACCAAUGUUGGAAUCCUUGUUGAUAUUUUUUCAUGUAUUGCAUCUCAUGCCCACGAACUCAGCUGUGAGACGAUUGUGCAGAAGAAAUUGGAGAAAGCUUGCUCUAUGCUGGAACUCUCUGAUCCUCCUAUCGUUCAUUUUGAGAACGAGUCGUACCAUAAUUACCUAAACUUCCUUCAUGAUUUGCUUGUGAAUAAUCCAUCUAUGUCUGAGUUGAUGAAUGUAGAAUUGCAGCUCGUGGUGGUGUGUGAGAAAAUAUUGCAGAUAUACCUAAAUUGUACUGGUUCGAAACCUGAUAGCAAGCUGGUGGUACAUUGGAUCCUUCCAUUGGGUUCGGCGAAAAAGGAAGAAUUGGCAGCAAGAACUGCUUUGCUUCUAUCAGCACUGCGCAUUUUAAGUGAUCUAGAAAGGGAUUCUUUUAGAAGGUACGUUUCGCGAUUCUUUCCUUUGUUGGUUGAUCUUGUGCGGAGUGAGCAUAGCUCUGGAGAAGUUCAGCAUAUACUAAGCAACAUCUUCAAAUCAUGUAUAGGUCCAGUUCUAAUGUGAUGAAACAUUUUUUUUAGUAUUACAUAUGAGAGUAUCCUUCUCCAUUCUCAGUUUUGAUCUAAAAACACUGUUAUUAGCCUUCACACUGUAUCAUAUUUUUAGUGCUCGUUAUCUUUUUUCCAGAGAUAGCGUUGGUA
Molecule: messenger RNA, 5434 nt
Organism: Mercurialis annua (annual mercury)
Lineage: Eukaryota; Viridiplantae; Streptophyta; Magnoliopsida; Malpighiales; Euphorbiaceae
Product: brefeldin A-inhibited guanine nucleotide-exchange protein 1
Exons: 11
Coding region: 135-5297 (1720 amino acids)
Biological process (GO): regulation of ARF protein signal transduction
Cellular component (GO): trans-Golgi network
Molecular function (GO): guanyl-nucleotide exchange factor activity
Source: RefSeq, a predicted model, not a curated record